GAUGAAGCGCCUUCGACUCCUGUACGACAGCCUUCGGAAGGAGUUAUCGAACUCGGGUUAAGAAAUAGCACAGUUUCUUUCCAGCUCGCUCAUGUACUUCUCUAAACCUUGAUCUCACCUUUGUGAAUGCAUCGAUGUUGAAUGAUCCAGUCUUUUCCCAUUGAUUAUGAUACUCGAGUCUUGAGCGCGUGAAUCUUUCUUCGAUUUUCGUCAUCUCUUCCGUGCUCUAAUCAGAGUCCAUGUUCAAGAGAAGAAUUCUAGUUUGCAUGCUCUGAUGGGAGUGGAGUAUUAUGCUUCCCAUGCUCGAGGGGAGCAUGCGCAAUGCCAGACAUUGCGCAUGCUCCCUCGGCCCUUUCUUCAGCUUUCAAUGAUGAAAAGCAAGCAGAGGCGGCAGCGGAGCCGAUAGUAUUUCUUUGCUCGAGAAUGUCCGCCUGGCUUUUGGAAUUUUUUUCCGCUUCGUGUAGUAGUAGUAGUUCUGCGUGAUGGCACUCGGCGGUAUGUAUCAUCAUGAGCUCGUCUUCUUCGGGUCGCGUCGUGGUUUGCUCGUCAAUCAGUUCGUUAAGUCAGUGAAUUGCAACCUCAUUCCAUUGGUGUAUGGAAUGAGGUUGCAACUCCGGGGACCCAACUCAGGACAGAAGCCGCUUCGGGAAGUACCCGGCGACGUAUCAGGAGGUAGUCAGUGGACUCAAUUCUGUACAUUUGUAUUGAUUACGAGCCACCAGCGGUGCCACCUCCGGCCCUCAAGUCGACCGUCGUCACAGGCUCCUCGCGCCCCACAACCUCCUGGGGCGUCUCGAAGUCUGACAUUUCUCGAUCGACUCUUUAACGCCACUUCUACGGGAACCGAAUAACUUUUAACUGGCAGUAGAGGAGGGGUUUAUGCUGGUAAUGCGUUGAUGAUGCUUGAGCACGAGCAUAGAUUCCGGUGAGGAGCUCUGUCAAUUGCAAUUUAUAUGCUGCCGAUUCCAGUUCGUUUGUUCAGUUUCUUUCAUGCGACCGCAGUCUGCUUGCGAAAUUGGAAUUCAAGAGGAUCUUUGUGUUGUGAAUUUUCACAAGACCGAAAUCCUCUUAUUUCCAGAAACUUGGAGCGACGUUGUGUUUGUUGUAUCCGUAAGAUAAUCUGAGAUGAGUACCUAAGUUCGCUGGUUAUGAUCCGUAGGAAGGUUUGCUUCGCUAUUUGCCUAAGAAGCAACCACUGGAAGGACUUUCUCCUGUGGCAAGUUAUGUAUUAUUUGGGACGGCGUGCCCAGUAUUUAUUUGGACCAGAUCAGAGUCCAGACGCCAUCAUAGUCGCAGGCGUUCGCGAUCACUACCAAUGCAAGAUCGUUUGAACUCAAGUCUAGGUUGGACCUCACAUAUUCCGGACGAAAGCUAGACUUGAGUUCAGACGAUUUUGCUUUAGUCAUGUAGUGAUCUAAUUCCCAAUGAGGAAAGACACAUGGCAUGCUCCCUGGCGACAAAGCUAAUGGGGUCCAACCACCUCAGACGCACUAAAAGUGCAAGGGUGUCACCAGGUGUCUUUUCU
Marchantia polymorpha subsp. ruderalis is the source of this 1525-nucleotide messenger RNA. The record is from the annotation of a GenBank genome assembly. NCBI's taxonomy places the organism in Eukaryota, Viridiplantae, Streptophyta, Marchantiopsida, Marchantiales, Marchantiaceae.